Beta vulgaris subsp. vulgaris (sugar beet) is the source of this 1139-nucleotide messenger RNA. RefSeq names its product vesicle transport protein GOT1. The transcript has 9 exons. Gene Ontology annotation, biological process: retrograde transport, endosome to Golgi; endoplasmic reticulum to Golgi vesicle-mediated transport. NCBI's taxonomy places the organism in Eukaryota, Viridiplantae, Streptophyta, Magnoliopsida, Caryophyllales, Amaranthaceae. Bases 299 to 721 code for a protein of 140 amino acids. The record is from RefSeq and is a predicted model, not a curated record.
UAACAAAUAUGAUGGGCUUCCCCCCUGUACGUUUCUGACCAAAUUCAUUCACAUCAAGAUCGAAAAACUUCCAACAUUCUCUCCGUUCACCGGCGACUGCGAGAAGAGCGAUUAUUUUCUUCAAUUUUCUCUCUCCUCCGCAUUUCCGGCGCAUACGAAAACUCGCCGGCGAGGAGGUUCUGAGGACGAAAUUAUUGCAGGAGGUAUUGAGGACGAUUUGGUAGCGAAUUCCAGCGUACGCUGUGGAUUUUCUGAUUUUGCAAUCAAUUGAGAGCUGCAUCUAGUUCAGUUGGCCAAAAUGGUUUCGUUCGAGAUGAAUGACAGAAAAAAGAUUGGGCUAGGUUUGACAGGAUUUGGGAUCUUUUUCACAACUCUCGGAGUUUUUAUGUUGUUCGACAAGGGGUUACUUGCAAUGGGAAAUAUCCUCUUCCUGUCUGGGGUGGCACUGACCAUCGGACUGACGUCUACUCUGCAGUUUUUCAUGAAACCUCAGAAUUAUAAGGGAACAAUUUCUUUUGGUGCUGGCUUCGUCUUGGUUGUGAUAGGAUGGCCAAUAGUGGGAAUGAUAUUGGAAUCAUAUGGAUUUCUUGUACUCUUCAGUGGCUUUUGGCCUACAUUAUCAGUGUUCGCACAGAGGAUUCCUGUUCUUGGUUGGAUUUUCCAGCAGCCAUACAUCAAAGCGUUGAUCGAUCGGUACCGUGGGAAACGUGUGCCUGUUUAAAUCAAGUCCAGGAAGUGUUUGCAUAUGUAAGUGUAAUACUAUUGGAGGAACAUGUAAUCUCUUGAUUUUAAAGUGAUGAAAUUGUACAGAGCUAGAUGAUACAACUUUCUUCUUGUGAAUUAGUCUGUGGAUGCUAAUUUUCUUGCUUUUGACCUUGAAUUGUCAGUUGCUAUAUCCUCACUCGUGGUAGUCAUAUUCUUUGUAGCAAAUGAUCUUUGUUGUAUCAGAUGGUUCAGAUCGUUCUUGACAAAGGAGCAAAUAGUAUAGACCGUAUUGGAUUUUAAACAAUCUGUUUUGCUAAGAUGCUUGUGUGAAUUUUGCCUGAGAUGACAAAUUGAAUUGCGCAUUUGUAUGAACAGUUUGAGAUCUGAAAUGAUGCCUUUUGGCUUAUGUAUUGUAAUUUCUAUUUUUUGAUGAA